Messenger RNA from Ciona intestinalis (vase tunicate), 732 nucleotides. Lineage: Eukaryota; Metazoa; Chordata; Ascidiacea; Phlebobranchia; Cionidae. The record is from RefSeq and is a predicted model, not a curated record.
UUUAAUCAAUUAUAUAAACAGGUUCAACACCCAGCAGCCAAGAUGGUGGUCAUUGCCUCACAAAUGUGUGAACAAGAAGUAGGAGAUGGAACAAACUUUGUCCUCAUUUUCGCAGGAGCAAUGUUAGCACUUGCAGAAGAACUUCUUAGGAUGGGACUUUCUGUGCCAGAAGUUACUGAAGGUUUUGAGGCAGCUUGUGAUAAAGCUGUGGAGAUUUUACCAGACCUGGUUUGCAACACUGUGCCAGACCUUCGAGAUCUUAAUGUUGUAACUAAAGCAUUGAAAACAUCACUGGCAAGCAAACAGUAUGGAAACGAAGAUUUUCUUUCAAAGUUAAUUGCUGAAGCUUGUGUUGGGAUACUGCCACCAAAUCGCAUCCAGUUCAACGUAGAUAACAUUCGUGUGAUCAAACUACUCGGAUCUGGAGUCCAUUCGUCACAACUUGUCAACGGAAUGAUGUUUUUAAGAGAAUGUGAAAGCGACUUAAAGAAUAUUAAAGGCGCAAAAGUAGCGGUAUACACUUGUCCUUUUGAUAUGCUUAAUACUGAAACUAAAGGCACAGUAUUGCUGAAGAAUGCACAGGAAUUGCUCAACUUUAGCACGGGAGAAGAAAACAUUCUGGAUGCUCAAGUUAAAGCCAUUGUGGAUACUGGUAUUAAUGUGAUCGUGUCUGGUGGAAAAGUCUCUGAUCUAGCUCUACAUUUCGCCAACAAACACAAGAUUAUGGUGGUU